This is a messenger RNA of Adelges cooleyi (spruce gall adelgid), 746 nucleotides long. RefSeq names its product nucleoside diphosphate kinase-like. The record is from RefSeq and is a predicted model, not a curated record. The transcript is spliced from 4 exons. Bases 116 to 631 code for a protein of 171 amino acids. Gene Ontology annotation, molecular function: nucleoside diphosphate kinase activity. Lineage: Eukaryota; Metazoa; Arthropoda; Insecta; Hemiptera; Adelgidae. Gene Ontology annotation, biological process: GTP biosynthetic process; CTP biosynthetic process; UTP biosynthetic process.
GUAAUAAUUUUUUUUAUGUCCAUAUUUUAUUUAACAUAGUAUAUAUUAUUUUUUAUUGACAUUGUCCACGUCACGACUUACACGGUAAUCGCCGGUAGUCAGUCGUCCGGCUUACAUGUUCAUUUGCACGAUAUUAACUGCGUUUCAAAUACUCAUCAGAACAGCAAUGGGCGACCCAAACACGGAACGCACUUUCAUCAUGAUCAAGCCCGACGGCGUGCAACGAGGCCUUGUCGGCAAAAUCAUCAAACGUUUUGAAACCAAAGGAUUCAAAUUGGUAGCCAUGAAGUUCACGUGGCCUUCAGAACAAUUAUUGAAGGAUCACUACGCUGAUUUGUCCAGCAAAGGGUUUUUCCCGGGUCUUAUCAAGUACAUGUCGUCAGGACCCGUUGUAGCAAUGGUAUGGGAAGGAUUAGACGCUGUGAAGACUGGACGUUUCCUCCUCGGCGCAACAAACCCAAAGGACUCCAACCCUGGUACUAUCAGAGGAGACCUUUGCAUUCAAGUCGGCCGUAAUAUAAUUCACGGAUCAGACGCCGUAGAAUCCGCCCAAAAAGAAAUCGGCCUGUGGUUCACUGAAAAAGAAGUCGUCCCGUGGACAAGAACUGUUGAUUCUUGGGUUUACGAAUAAACUAUGUUUAUUGUCAAAAAAAAUAUUUGUUUGCUAAUUAUUUAAACAAAAAAAACUAUUUUACGGUUAUGUUUCAAUGCAUUUUUUUACAUAAUAAAUCUGAACACCAAUUGAA